Striga asiatica is the source of this 1187-nucleotide messenger RNA. The record is from the annotation of a GenBank genome assembly. NCBI's taxonomy places the organism in Eukaryota, Viridiplantae, Streptophyta, Magnoliopsida, Lamiales, Orobanchaceae.
GCGAAAUGGACACAAGAAAGAGCCCUAGCCUUUCCCAUACUUAUUCAUUUCUGCUCAUAAUCACACUGCGUUUCAUUUUCGCCAAAAACCCUUCCGCCGCCGACAACCACCGUCCGCCAUGGCCUCAGAGAAGAAACUCUCAAAUCCGAUGAGGGAGAUCAAGGUUCAGAAGCUCGUACUCAACAUCUCCGUCGGCGAAAGCGGUGACCGUCUGACCAGAGCUGCUAAGGUGUUGGAGCAACUAAGUGGGCAGACACCCGUUUUUUCCAAGGCGAGGUACACUGUAAGGUCUUUUGGAAUCAGGAGAAACGAGAAGAUUGCUUGCUAUGUCACUGUUAGAGGUGACAAGGCAAUGCAACUCCUUGAAAGCGGCUUGAAGGUGAAGGAAUACGAGUUGCUGAGAAGAAACUUUAGUGAGACUGGAUGUUUUGGUUUCGGCAUUCAGGAGCACAUUGAUCUCGGCAUAAAGUACGACCCGUCAACUGGAAUCUAUGGUAUGGAUUUCUAUGUUGUCUUAGAGAGGCCCGGUUACCGUGUGGGCCGUCGCCGUAGGUGCAAGUCGCGAGUCGGGAUCCAGCACAGGGUUACAAAGGAGGAUGCCAUGAAGUGGUUCCAGGUGAAAUACGAAGGUGUCAUUCUUAACAAGGCAUCCAAUAUUGGAGCUUAGUAUGCUUUUUCAUUUGUCCCAAUUCUUUGUUUUGCUUGGAAAAUGGUCUGUAGAAUUUUGUUGUGGACAGUUUUUUACUUGGCUUUGUUUGAAUUGCAUGAUGGUCUUUUAUUGUGCUUUUAUAGUUAAUGAAUGAACUAGCUGAGAAUGUUAUCAGAUUUGAAAAGCUAGCCUGCCUUGUGUGCAAUGAUGUGAUUCGAUGCAACACCACACCGAAUUGAAAAAACAAAAGUUGUGAAAUUUUCAAAUCGAAUCAGUCUGCGAUGCACCAAAAAUCAUUUAAUGACAAUUUCAAACGAAUUUCUUACACUGAAAGCUGCAUUGAAUUGUUGUUUUUGGCUCCCAAGAUUGAUAUUUAUGCGUCUUUUUUCUGUAAAUCGUGUUUUUGACUUGGGGCUGAUGUUUCCAUUGCUCUGUUGUGUUGUGCUUUUGAUGAACUAGAGCAUUAUCAAUGUUGCAUUGUCUUGUUUUGAUAUCUACAAUGUAGAGAAAUGGUUUCAAUGGUUAAUAUUAAUUGUAG